CCAAACCCGGACGGACGCAUUUGGGACUUUUUGGACUUGGGAGCUCUGAUUCCUUUCCUCAAUUCGUCUCCUAGACGCACUUCUUCCGCCAGUUCCCUAAACUUUGAACAGUUGAACCCCAAGUCCUCUCUCUCUCUCUCUCUCUCUCUCUCUCUCUCUCUGCCGGAUAUAGAGAGUAUUUAUAGCUAGAUAGAAGUUCAAUGGCGUCGGUCACCAGCGACGGGACGCAAGUCAGAGUGGAAAGAAUCUUCAUCGGAGCUGGCUGCAACAGAAUAGUGAACAACGUUUCAUGGGGUGCCUCCGGAUUGGUCUCUUUUGGUGCUCAAAAUGCUGUUGCUAUUUUCUGUCCCGAGUCAGCGCAGAUAUUAACUACCCUUCCGGGUCACAAGGCCUCUGUGAAUUGUACCCAUUGGAUUCCUAGCAGCAAGUUUGCUUUCAAAGCUAGGCAGUUGGAGAAACACUUUUUGCUAUCGGGAGAUGCAGAUGGUGUUAUUCUUUUGUGGGAAUUUUCUCUUUUCGAGAAGAAGUGGAGGUAUGUGUUACAACUGCCACAAUCCCACAAGAAGGGUGUUACAUGCAUUACUGGAAUAUUGGUAUCUCAUCACGAGUCAGUUUUUGCCUCCACAUCUUCAGAUGGUACUGUAAAUGUGUGGGAAUUGAUCCUGCCAUCUACGUAUGGAGGUGUCUGUUCAUUAUCGUGUUUGGAUUUUUUUAAUGUGGGUCGGAAGCCUAUGGUUUCUCUCUCACUAGCAGAGUUGCCUGGGAGCAACUGCCUGGUUUUGGCCAUGGGAGGAUUGGACAGUAAAAUUCAUCUGUAUUGUGGCGAGAGGACCGGAAAAUUCACUCUUGCUUGUGAGCUAAAAUCGCACACAGAUUGGAUUCGGAGUUUGGAUUUCUCAUUACCUAUGUGUACAAAUGGGGACACCAGUAUUCUACUGGUAAGUUCAUCUCAAGAUAAAGGAAUUCGUUUAUGGAAAUUGGCUUUAAAGGAUGUCAUAGCGAAUCACAGGAAGCAAGAAAUGAGCUUGGAAUUUUACAUCAAGGGUCCUGCAUUUGUAGCUGGUUCAUCGUAUUAUCAGGUUUCAAUGGAGGCUCUCCUCAUUGGACAUGAAGAUUGGGCAUAUUCAGUGGAGUGGCAACCACCAUCAAGUUCCUCUGAUGAGGGAAGUGAAUGCUAUCAACCUCAAAGCAUUUUAUCUGCAUCAAUGGAUAAGACAAUGAUGAUUUGGAAACCCGAAAAGAUAACUGGCAUCUGGAUGAAUGUGGUUACUGUUGGAGAGUUAAGCCAUUGUGCCUUGGGAUUUUACGGUGGACACUGGAGCCCAUGUGGAAAUUCAAUUUUAGCUCAUGGGUAUGGGGGGUCAUUUCAUCUAUGGAAAAAUGUCGGUGUUGAUAUGGAUGAUUGGAAGCCACAAAAAGUUACUUCUGGACAUUUUGCAUCAGUGUCAGACAUCUCGUGGGCUAGGUGUGGGGAGUAUGUUCUAUCAGUUAGUCAUGACCAGACAGCCAGAAUAUUUGCUCCAUGGUCCAACAAUAAUGGUUCUGUGAAUGGAGAGUCAUGGCAUGAAAUCGCUCGACCACAGGUUCAUGGACAUGAUAUAAAUUGUGUGACAAUGAUACAAGGAAAGCAGAACCAUCGUUUUGUUGGAGGUGCAGAUGAAAAAGUUGCCAGAGUUUUUGAAGCUCCUCUAUCAUUUCUGAAAACGUUGGAUUUUUUUACUUCAGAUAAUGGUAGAGUUUCUGAUAACCUUCAAGUUGAAGUGCAGAUUUUGGGUGCAAAUAUGUCUGCUCUAGGUUUAUCACAGAAACCUAUAUAUGUUCGAGCUUUAUCAGAGGCACAGCAAGUAAACAAUAAUGAAGGUAUUGACACCAUGGAAACUGUCCCAGAAGCGGUUCCGAUUGUCUUAACUGAACCACCCAUUGAAGAACAACUUGCCUGGCAUACUCUAUGGCCAGAGACACACAAACUGUAUGGUCAUGGAAAUGAACUGUAUUCAUUAUGUUGUGAUCAUGAGGGAAAGCUAGUUGCUUCUGCAUGCAAGGCUCAAUCGGCGUCAGUUGCUGAAAUAUGGCUGUGGCAAGUGGGUUCUUGGAAGUCAGUUGGCCGCCUGCACUCACACAGCUUGACAGUGACACAGAUGGAGUUUUCUCAUGAUGACAAGUAUCUUUUGACUGUUUCAAGGGAUCGCCACUUAUCUGUGUUCUCAAUUAAACAUACAGGGUCGGACGACACAAGUUACCAGCUUGUAACUAAGCAGGAGGCACACAAACGAAUAAUAUGGGCAUGUUCUUGGAACCCAUAUGGACAUGAAUUUGCCACUGGUUCAAGGGACAAGACCGUAAAAAUCUGGGCAGUUGAAAACGAAGAAGCCUCGGUGAAAAAACUCCUCACUCUGCCUCCAUUCAACAGUAGUGUGACAGCACUAUCUUGGGUUGGCAUAAGCCGCCAUAACAACCACGGCCUCCUUGCCGUGGGGAUGGAAAAUGGGCAAAUCGAGUUAUGGAGCCUGCAAAGUGGAAGAAGAGCUGAAGAUGGCAGCUUCUCGCCACCAACCCCAGCUCUUGCUUUGAAGUUUGAUCCUUUUCUUUGCCACGUUUCCACUGUCAACCGGUUAGCAUGGAGGGACUCUGAGAGGGGCGAAGCUUCUGGUGCCGUGCGACUGGCUUCGUGUGGGACUGAUCAUUGUGUGAGAAUUUUCGACGUAUAUUUUCCUUUAGCUUGAAACAUGGUUUUGUAGAUAGACACAAGCGUAGUGAGUUUUAUUUUACCUACACUUAGGAUUGGUUCAACUGUUUGUACUUUGUAGCAGCAGUUAAUUGAGACAUUUAAAUUUCAAGUGUUCGUUUCAGUAAUGAUGUACUAUAAUUUCCGAUCAAGGUAUUUAUGGACAAUUUCGCCCCGUUUGGCAUCAAUGUUAGAGAUUAGCGUUAGCAUUUUAAAAAGACUAUCUGAUGGUAGCUUUUAGCGUUAGUUUUUCCGAAUUAAUCUAUCCUGUUAAU
Messenger RNA from Cuscuta campestris, 3000 nucleotides. NCBI's taxonomy places the organism in Eukaryota, Viridiplantae, Streptophyta, Magnoliopsida, Solanales, Convolvulaceae. The record is from the annotation of a GenBank genome assembly.